Fomitiporia mediterranea MF3/22 is the source of this 941-nucleotide messenger RNA. Its product is annotated as proteasome activator pa28, REG alpha/beta subunit. Lineage: Eukaryota; Fungi; Basidiomycota; Agaricomycetes; Hymenochaetales; Hymenochaetaceae. The record is from RefSeq and is a predicted model, not a curated record. The transcript has 10 exons. Gene Ontology annotation, molecular function: endopeptidase activator activity. Gene Ontology annotation, cellular component: proteasome activator complex; cytoplasm; nucleoplasm. Gene Ontology annotation, biological process: regulation of G1/S transition of mitotic cell cycle; regulation of proteasomal protein catabolic process; positive regulation of endopeptidase activity. The coding region runs from base 137 to 880 and encodes 247 amino acids.
ACCACCUGGUUAUUCCUGGGAGCUGUUUGUCUUGAAGCCUAUUGCCGCCACUUAGCAGCCCCUGAGAUACUUUACUCGACGCGAUAACUCAGAUUUCAUCUAAUUCUGCACUACGAGUCAACGAGUUUAACUCGUCAUGUCUAUGUCUCCUGGACUCACCCAGAAGCUGGAGGCAUACCAUGAGAAAGUUGCCGCUAACGCUGAGAAUGUAGUUUUUACUAUCUUUCCUCAAAAGAUAUUAGACCUACAAGAACAAAUCGAUUCGAGCUCUGAUCCCUCAUCAAUUUUCCACCUUUCACACGCAGCAACGUCGACCGACGCCACGGUAUACCCAGGCCCCUCGAGAGAACAGCGCCCUGACUCGAAGAAACGCAAAGUGGCUGAUGGCGCAAGCCAGAAUACUGUCUCAACGACCGAGAAUGCGCGAUACGCUGAGUCCGUACACGCGAAUAAGCACAUCGAGAAGGUCCACGCUCAUUUAAAGAAGGAGUGUGAGGAGCUUGCUCGGCUUUGUGAUGACGUGUCGAUAUGGAUCCAACUCACUAUGCCGAAAAUUGAGGACGGCGACAACUUUGGUGUGGCCGUUCAAGAAGAGGCACUGGCGGAGCUAAACCGUUGUCAGCAGAGUGCAUACAACCUGCGUGACACAGCGAGACAACAUCACCAAACUAGGGCAAAAAUUUGUUCCAAGAUAAUUAAAUACCCAAACGUUGAGGAUUAUCCGCUCGCCCUGAAAGAGCACGAUGAGAAGAUGUUAUACACUGCACGGUCAAAUCUCUUUGACUUGCGGAACCUCUACGCUGUCAUGACUAAUAUUUUCCAGAAAAACAUUGCAAAGAUUCGUGCACCGAAAGGGAAUAAUUCCGUCGCACUCUACUGACUCCUGGACAAGACCGCAUACAAUACAUAGAUUAUGUGUAACUCUAUGCAGAACCGCACCC